ACCACCUCCUCUCUCCUCUAUAUAAGCCGGCACGCGCCCUGGCGCCAGCGAUGUCAUUCUCACCACGCGAGACGGUGGCGAGCCCGGGCGGGUGCGGCAAGGAGUCGUGCCCCUUCUGCGAGAUGUCGAGGCAGCACGCGGCCGGGUGCGCGCGGCGGCUGCCCAAGCGGAUCAUCCUGGUGCGGCACGGCGAGAGCCAGGGGAACCUCGACAUGUCGGCCUACUCCACCACCCCGGACUACCGCAUCCCGCUGACGCCGCGCGGGGUCGAGCAGGCGCGCGCCGCCGGCCGGGGCAUCCUCGACGUCGUCUCCUCGGGGGGCCCCGACGCCAACUGGAAGGUCUACUUCUACGUCUCCCCCUACGAGCGCACCCGGGCCACCCUGCGCGGGAUCGGCGCCGCCUUCCCGCGCGACCGCGUCAUCGGCGCCCGCGAGGAGUGCCGCGUCCGCGAGCAGGACUUCGGCAACUUCCAGGUAGAGGAGCGGAUGCGCGCCAUCAAGGAGACCCGCGAGCGCUUCGGCCGCUUCUUCUUCCGCUUCCCCGAGGGCGAGUCCGCCGCCGACGUCUUCGACCGCGUCGCCAGUUUCCUGGAGUCGCUGUGGAGGGACAUCGACAACGGGAGGCUGGAUCCCAGCACCACCUGCGAGACCAACCUGGUGAUCGUCUCGCACGGCCUCACCUCGCGCGUCUUCAUGAUGAAGUGGUUCAAGUGGACCGUGGAGCAGUUCGAGCGCCUCAACAACUUCGAGAACUGCGAGUUCAGGGUGAUGCAGCUCGGGCCCGGCGGCGAGUACAGCCUCCUCAUGCACCACACCAAGGAGGAGCUCGAGGAGUGGGGCCUCUCGCCGGAGAUGAUCACCGACCAGCAGUGGCGCGCCUCCGCCAACCGCCGCAGCUGGUCCGAGGAGUGCUCCUCCUUCAUCGCCACCUUCUUCGACAACUGGAUGGAUCCGCUAGAGGAGGGGGAGGGGGACGCCGACCGCCAGGAAGAAGACGAUGGCAAGAUCAAGUCCCUGGAGUAACCAACCCGCUCCCCUUUCCCUUAGUUGCUUAGAAUUUGUUCCAAUUUGAUACUGCAACUGCACAUCUCGUUCGUUCGUUCCUUCGUCGCGAAGUUCUUCGACAACCGGAAGGAUUCAGAAGAAGAAGAGAAUGGCAAGAUCGAGCUGUUGGAGUAUCCGAACUGACCUGCUCUUUCCUUAGUUUCGUCAAAGUUUUUAAGAUUUGAUACUGCUAUAGUGUGUUCCGCCAUGGAUGGAUGUAGCCAUCGCUGGUUUCCUUUUUUGUUGAAUUCGAAACCUGUUCAUAGUAGCUAAACAUUGAGAUACGAUUUGGAGAAAUGCAGAAGUGGGUGCUCUGGUUGAGAACAGAGUCUUGGAGAUUGAUAUUUCUGCAUGUUUUGGUUUCCAUCU
Messenger RNA from Triticum aestivum (bread wheat), 1415 nucleotides. RefSeq names its product phosphoglycerate mutase-like protein AT74H. NCBI's taxonomy places the organism in Eukaryota, Viridiplantae, Streptophyta, Magnoliopsida, Poales, Poaceae. Gene Ontology annotation, molecular function: catalytic activity. The record is from RefSeq and is a predicted model, not a curated record.